GGUGACUUUGUAGAUAGAGGUUAUUAUAGUCUUGAGACUUUCACUUACCUUCUUGCACUAAAAGCUAAGUGGCCUGAUCGUAUCACACUGUUACGAGGCAAUCAUGAAAGCAGGCAGAUAACACAAGUGUAUGGAUUUUAUGAUGAGUGCCAAACCAAAUACGGAAAUGCGAAUGCUUGGAGAUACUGUACCAAAGUCUUUGACAUGCUCACAAUAGCAGCUUUAAUAGAUGAGCAGAUUCUCUGUGUGCACGGUGGCCUCUCUCCAGACAUCAAGACACUCGAUCAAAUUCGAACCAUUGAACGUAAUCAAGAAAUCCCUCACAAAGGCGCCUUCUGUGACCUUGUGUGGUCCGAUCCAGAGGAUGUCGAUACGUGGGCGAUCAGUCCGCGAGGGGCAGGCUGGCUCUUCGGUGCAAAGGUGACGAAUGAGUUUGUUCACAUCAACAACUUAAAACUCAUCUGCAGAGCGCACCAGCUAGUUCAUGAAGGCUAUAAAUUCAUGUUUGAUGAGAAAUUGGUAACGGUAUGGUCUGCUCCGAAUUACUGCUACCGCUGUGGAAACAUUGCGUCAAUCAUGGUCUUUAAAGAUGUAAAUACCAGAGAACCAAAGUUAUUCCGUGCAGUUCCAGAUUCAGAACGUGUAAUUCCUCCUAGAACAACCACACCGUAUUUCCUCUGAGACCCUUCCCGCCUGCUGUCUCCCUCUUCCCUCGUACUGUCCCUUUACAAUAUACUUUUUAUUGAGCACUUUGCUGCUGAAAUGCUGCCUCUUGCCUUUUUUAUUUUUAAAUUAUCUAAAUUUAUUGUGUAUUAGGGUGUCUGUAGCAAGUUUCUUUUUUUUUUCCCCCCCUCCCUGCCCUAGAUUAAUUUCAGCGUAUUUGUCAUACGUCCUUGAAAUUUAUACUACUGCAUGUAGUUCUUACGUAUUUCUGGGUUUAGAUGAA
Molecule: messenger RNA, 946 nt
Organism: Pelecanus crispus (Dalmatian pelican)
Lineage: Eukaryota; Metazoa; Chordata; Aves; Pelecaniformes; Pelecanidae
Source: RefSeq, a predicted model, not a curated record